Messenger RNA from Plasmodium knowlesi strain H, 2010 nucleotides. Its product is annotated as Plasmodium exported protein, unknown function. The record is from RefSeq and is a predicted model, not a curated record. The coding region runs from base 1 to 2010 and encodes 669 amino acids. The transcript is spliced from 2 exons. NCBI's taxonomy places the organism in Eukaryota, Apicomplexa, Aconoidasida, Haemosporida, Plasmodiidae.
AUGCAUACUUUAUCCUACUCUUUCAUUAGAUGGUUUUCCUUGUCCCUGUUAUUAUGGAAUAAUUGUGAAUAUGUGAUUCAGUAUAACUUUGAGGAAGCAUGGAAUGAUGGAGUCCGUUGGAAAAAUGCGUCGAACGUACGCUGUAUCCGAAUAUUAAAAGAAGAGGGGAAUAAAUCAGUGGACAUGGAUGAUAACUUUUCCUCAUUAGAGGAAAUUAUGUUUGGAAUAAUUAGUGGCGAUGAAGGUAACGUUGAAGAAGGAACCAAAAUAUUUUUAGACAAGGAGCCUCUCAUGGGAAAAGUGAAGAAUGGAGUGACGAAAGAGAAAUUUCAAGGAGGAAUUUCUUCCUUAGCAGGAAGUGGUCAACAUAAACCGAAUAACGUCUUCCUAGCUAAGGGUGGAAGGUAUGCAUUCGAUAAAUGCAACAAAAGGUUGAGUAACAAUGAUUCAGAUGAUUAUGAUGAUGAUGACGAUUAUGAUGAAAAAUAUGAGAACCGAAAAUAUGAAGACAGAAAAUAUGAAAACGGAAAAUAUGAAAAUAGAAAAUAUGAGAACCGAAAAUAUGAAGACAGAAAAUAUGAAAACGGAAAAUAUGGAAACGGAAAAUAUGAAAAUGAAAAAUAUAAAAACGGAAAAUAUGAGAACCGAAAAUAUGAAGACAGAAAAUAUGAAAACGGAAAAUAUGGAAACGGAAAAUAUGAAAAUGAAAAAUAUAAAAACGGAAAAUAUGAGAACCGAAAAUAUGAAGACAGAAAAUAUGAAAACGGAAAAUAUGGAAACGGAAAAUAUGAAAAUGAAAAAUAUAAAAACGGAAAAUAUGAGAACCGAAAAUAUAAAAACGGAAAAUAUGAAGACAGAAAAUAUGAGAACGGAAAAUAUGAAAACGGAAAAUAUGAAAAUGAAAAAUAUAAGAACGGAAAAUAUGAAAACGGAAAAUAUGAAAAUGGAAAAUAUGAAAACGGAAAAUAUGAAAAUGAAAAAUAUAAGAACGGAAAAUAUGAAAACGGAAAAUAUGAAAAUGGAAAAUAUAAAAACGGAAAAUAUGAAAAUAGAAAAUAUGAGAACAAAAAAUAUGAGGAAAAGGAAGAGUAUGACUACAAAUAUGGGGAUGGUCGCAAACACCGUCCUAAUGAUAGGGACAACUGCAAAUAUAGCUAUGAUCCGUUUGAUCGUAAUGAUUGUGAUAAUCGUGCAAAUCGAACUGAUCGCGAUGUUCGUAAUCAUAGCCAUGGUGGUCUAUAUCUUAAAGGUACAAACUAUAUUGAAUGUCGGGAUGAUCGACGUGAUCAAAGGAACAAAAAAUAUCGCAAUACAUAUGAUGCAUAUUAUAAAUAUGAUAGUGACGAAGAUGAGCAUGAUAAUUAUGAUAGUAGUUAUAGAAAACCUUCAAAUAAUGAACAAUAUACAUUCGAUAAUAAAGGAAAUAAGUUACCAAGAAAAUAUCCUGCCCAAAACCAUUGUCCGAAACAAUGGAAUGACAAAUAUGAAAAUGUGAACAAAGAUGGGAAAACACAUGUUCCAAUGAAUCUAGACGACAGUGCAAAAAAAUUAUCCAGUUUAUUAAAGAACAAUUUUAGUAAUUCAGAGGAAUUAUUAUCCAACUUACAGAAUAAGACACCUAAGAGAAAAAUAGAAAUCAAACCCAAAGGGCUGUUCAAUAAAUUGUUAUAUACUAUAAGAAAAAAAAAAACAUUUCUACACGUUGCAUUGAUUCUUUCAAUUCCUUAUCCAUUAGUUCUGUUUGCUUUUAAUUUAGUUGCGUUCGGUAUAUCCUACCUUACAGAAUGUGUAAUAUUAUUUGUCAUAUUAGCUAUUGCAUCUCACAUAAUAGCAGGAUUUUCCUUUUCGAAGGUUGUUCUAUCUAUUGUACGACCCAAAGAAAAGGAGAAGAUAUGUCAAAGGAAAUCAGGAAAUACAGAACUUCCUCAAGAAAAAAAAACCACAUCUACAGAAAAUCUGAUAAAUCAGAAAGAACAUAGAGAUGCUAACAUCUCAGUAGGCCACUUCUGA